Physella acuta is the source of this 544-nucleotide messenger RNA. RefSeq lists its product as uncharacterized. The record is from RefSeq and is a predicted model, not a curated record. NCBI's taxonomy places the organism in Eukaryota, Metazoa, Mollusca, Gastropoda, Physidae. Gene Ontology annotation, molecular function: calcium ion binding.
CCUGCAUGUCCACAUCCCCUCAUCCAGCGGUUCGUUCUUCACCAAAAAGUCCUCCUGUAGAUAGUGUGAGACAGCAGACAGCAGGCAAGAUGGCGUCCACUGACUUUGACGAGCAGGUGGUGCUGUUCUUCCACCUAGCCGACACGGACAGCAGUGGCAGCAUCUCUGUGGGGGAGCUGUGUGAGGUGCUACACAAGUGUGGGGACAACAAAAGCGAUGAGGAGAUUAAGAAAAUGUUUGGGGCGAUGGACGCCAACAUCGACAACAGUGUGACCCUAGAGGAACUUCUCCAGGUCCUGUCGCAGUACGACCCCAAACGUAAGAGAGAGUGCUCACUGCGCGCGGCCUUCAGAGAACUAGACACGGACAACUCUGGCACCAUCAGCGCAGAAGAGGUCAAGGUCAUGCUGGCAGACUACGGUCUGGAGGAAGAGCUCAAAAAUAUUUUCGACGCCGUGGACAAGGACGGCGAUGGGAAGAUUAAUUAUAAUGAGUUUCUCUCAUUAGUCGAGUGACCAGCAAUAAUUAUAAUGAGUUUCUCUCA